Molecule: messenger RNA, 770 nt
Organism: Musa acuminata subsp. malaccensis (wild Malaysian banana)
Lineage: Eukaryota; Viridiplantae; Streptophyta; Magnoliopsida; Zingiberales; Musaceae
Source: RefSeq, a predicted model, not a curated record
CCUCUUUCUUGACGCAGCGGAUUCGCUGUCCUCCACUGCCGACGUCGUUCGCCGGGGCUCGUUCCUCCUUGUGUCGCCGUGAUUCCGAAUCCUUGAACGGUUAUCCCCUUUCCCUUGCCUCUCUGCUUCGAAGGAGGAAUGAAGCGUGGUUAAGUUAGCGAUCUAUACGUUGGGGCGGGUCGCAAAGGAAUCUCGAGAAUCCACCGGUUUGAUGGAGAAGGACUCUAAAGGAGAGAAGCGGAAGAGGUUUCACCAGGCGCUCCUCAAUCUCUACCAUCCGCCUUCGCCACCGCGGUCGCCGCCUCCCCCAUCGCCUCAGUUAACCAAGGAGGAACUUGUUGCUAUGGUUUGCGGGGAUAUGGCGCUGGAUUUGGAUCAAGGAGAUGAACAUGAUGAUGGAAGUGAACUGGGUUGUACAAGUGAUGUUGAAUCAAAAAAGCUCACAAGGGCUCAAAGAAAGAGAAUAAGGAAAAGAAAACUAAAGGAAGCAGCAUCAGUUAGAAGAAAGAUCAUCGGACCUUUGUUGCCUUCUAGCGACCAAGAUCUAAACAAACCAUCUAAAAAACCAUCACAUGAAAAUUUACCUGAAUCUAGACAAGAUUCUGCAGAGCAUCUAUCAUGUUAGGUAAACUUGUUAUACUGGUAGAUUUUCCUUGGACUAGUAGCAUAGACUAGUUUUGUAUGGAUGCAAUACCAUUUGAAAAGAUUGAGCAGUUGGAUUCUGUAGCCGAUCUUUAUUACAUACACAAGUGACUAACAAGUAGUUGCUG